AUGAAGGCAGAAAACAACAUCAAGCUGAAAUUAGAACUAAUUGAAAGUUAUAGACAGAGUAUAGAUAUUCCAAAGGAGGUAGAUGAGUUGAAGAAUAGAGAAGAGUUAUUUGAUGAUUCAACUAUGUGGCACAUAGGUUCAUUGAAAUUUAAAAUUAUGGAUGAUGAAAUGAGCGAAUUACAUGAUAAGAUAAAUGCCCUCAAAAAAAGUAAAAGCAGAAAGACUAUUAGCUGGAUUGGUUCUGCAAUCUGA
Entrophospora sp. SA101 is the source of this 252-nucleotide messenger RNA. The record is from the annotation of a GenBank genome assembly. Lineage: Eukaryota; Fungi; Glomeromycota; Glomeromycetes; Entrophosporales; Entrophosporaceae.